AUGACAUUAGAUGUAUCACCAGAAGGAGGAGAUAAAAUUGGUGAGCUUAGAACAAGUGUCAGAGACUCAAUCUCAGAAGACAACUCAGGAGGAGAUGGAGUAGCAGCCAUCUUAGGAGAGCUCUCGAAUACGGUUAUGUCGACAUUCGAUAAUGGCGAAGAAACCAGCGAGAGCAUAGUGCUUUGUUCUGGCAUAGGAGAUUCGGAAUCACAAGAUUCAGGAUGCGAGAGCAUAGGAGAAUCCACAACCGGAAUUUAA
Messenger RNA from Arabis nemorensis, 258 nucleotides. The record is from the annotation of a GenBank genome assembly. NCBI's taxonomy places the organism in Eukaryota, Viridiplantae, Streptophyta, Magnoliopsida, Brassicales, Brassicaceae.